GAAGGGAUUGCUGUGUGGUCAUCCCCCGGGGUGGGGGUGAUUUCUCUCUUUCUCUUCCUCUCUGUAUCUCUCUGGUAAGUGCACGUGCCCUAUAACAAAACUCCAAAAAAGGGAAAAGUCAGCAGUGUUACCAAUCCCGAUGGCUACAUGGUACAGGAAAGACGCACAGGGGCCCUGUCUGCAUCUGACCACAGUGCUGGGACUUGAGAAAUGUCCUAGCCCCUGGUGCUUGCUGGACAAGGCCAUCUUCAGCCCUGAGAACACCAGGCGGCCACUGCACAGUGCCCCCCGCCCUUCUAGCAUACACACCCUCCUCCUUCCUUCCUGGAUCCUUGACCGAGGAUUUGCCCCAUCACAUGCACAGGUCCAGGCCUGCGCAUCACCCACAUGGCCAGCACAUGGGGUGUGUCUCUUCCUCUCACCCCAGCAAACCGGACUUCCCACCCUCUCAAAGCUGUAGGCUUCUCUACGGAACAUUCCGAGAGGAAGUUAGUUCAUGCAGUUGUCCCCUAAAAGCGAGGGCCGGUCCAGCCAUGAUUGUCCACCGCCUCCCCAUGAUGCCCCUCCGCUCCCUAGCCGGCCCAGUGCUUCAGCCUCUUCCCAGCAUCCCCAGGGAUGUGUUUCCUCUGUCCCUCCUGUUCCUGCCCAGCUAAUAAUAACCCUCAUUCUCUUCCACCAGGAAGUUGCUCUGAAGUGGCUUCGUCCUUCCCCAGCUACUCUUUCCAAUUGCUGCGUGGCUCUGGGAACAAAACUCACUCUUUUUAUGGACCUCACUGCCUCCCAUGGUCCCCAACCUCACCCCAGUCUCUCCUCUUCCUCCCCGAGGGGAAGGGUGCUAGACCCGACUGUUAUCUCAAACCCUGUUCUGCAGAUGGUGAGCAUGCAUAUGGAGAAGGUGGCCCGAAGGGAGAUUGGCACCUUAGCCACUGUCCAGCGGCUGCCCCCUGGCCAGAAGGUCAUCGCCCCCGAGAGCCUACCUGCCCUCACGCCCUACUAUAGGAAACCCCUCAACUUUGGCUGCCUGGAUGACAUUGGCCAUGGAAUCAAGGACCUGAGCACGCAGCUGUCGCGGACCGGGACCCUGUCUCGAAAGAGCAUCAAAGCGCCUGCCACACCCGGCUCCGCCACGCUGGGGCGACCACCCCGGAUCCCCGAGCCAGUGCAUCUCCCCGUGGUGCCCGACGGCAAGCUCUCCGCCGCCUCAUCUGCGUCUUCCUUGGCCUCGGCUGGCAGCGCCGAAGGUGUCGGUGGGGUCUCCACGCCCAAGGGGCAGGCAGCGCCCCCGCCCCCUCCACUCCCCGACUCCACCGGGCCACCUCCUCCGCCAGCGGCCGCCGAGGUCUUCCUGCUGCCUCCGCCCCUGGAGGAGCUGGCCCCGCCCCCGCCGGCCGACGAGCUGUUUCCGCCCCUGGACCUGCCCCCUCCCCCGCCCCUGGAUGUGGAAGAGCUGGGGCUGCCGCCGCCACCCCCGCCAGGCUUUGGACCGGAUGAGCCCAGCUGGGUCCCUGCUGCGUACUUGGAGAAAGUGGUAACCCUGUACCCAUACACCCGCCAGAAGGACAACGAGCUCUCCUUCUCUGAGGGCACCGUCAUCUGCGUCACCCGCCGCUACUCGGAUGGCUGGUGCGAGGGCGUCAGCUCAGAGGGGAGUGGAUUCUUCCCCGGGAACUAUGUGGAGCCCAGCUGCUGACA
Messenger RNA from Tupaia belangeri chinensis (Chinese tree shrew), 1692 nucleotides. It is a transcript of the gene ABI3, whose product is annotated as ABI family member 3. Gene Ontology annotation, molecular function: SH3 domain binding; signaling adaptor activity. Gene Ontology annotation, cellular component: cytoplasm; lamellipodium; actin-based cell projection. Lineage: Eukaryota; Metazoa; Chordata; Mammalia; Scandentia; Tupaiidae. Gene Ontology annotation, biological process: cell-substrate adhesion; neuron migration; regulation of cell migration. The record is from RefSeq and is a predicted model, not a curated record. Bases 497 to 1690 code for a protein of 397 amino acids. The transcript has 6 exons.